This is a messenger RNA of Colletotrichum spaethianum, 969 nucleotides long. RefSeq names its product tricarboxylate transport protein. Lineage: Eukaryota; Fungi; Ascomycota; Sordariomycetes; Glomerellales; Glomerellaceae. Gene Ontology annotation, biological process: mitochondrial citrate transmembrane transport. The coding region runs from base 1 to 969 and encodes 322 amino acids. The transcript is spliced from 4 exons. The record is from RefSeq and is a predicted model, not a curated record.
AUGGAUUCUGUGGCAUCAGUUGUGCCAAACCCAAAGCUUGCCAGCUCAAGCAAAGCCAAACGAGAACUUGAUUCAAGCGCGAAGCACAAGAUCUCUCCUGGAAUCUCAUUGUUCUCGGGUGGAGUUGCUGGAGCUGUCGAAGCUGCAGUUACAAUAUGCUUCUACUAUAUAUCUUCAGUCGCUGACUAUUGGUACCCUUCGAAGUACCCUUUCGAGUUUGCAAAGACAAGAGCACAGCUCCACUCAACCGGCAGCAAGAACCCGUUUGCAGUCCUUCUUCAGGUGGCCCGAAAAGAUGGUCCUAGAGCCAUCUACACCGGAUGCUCAACUUUGAUCAUUGGAACAACUUUCAAGGCUGGAGUUAGGUUCCUGUCCUUCGACUCGAUCAGAAAUUCCCUGAUGGACGACAAAGGACACCUGACACCCGCGCGGGGCAUCUUGGCCGGCAUGAUCGCCGGAUGUGUGGAAAGCGUUGUGGCAGUGACUCCUACUGAGCGAGUGAAGACGGCACUGAUUGAUGAUGCCAAAUCAGGCGCAAGGAGAUACGUGGGCGGAACGCAUGCAUUGGUUACAAUGGUUAAGAAAAAUGGAAUCGGUGAAGCGUACCGUGGUAUCGUUUCUACCACACUGAAGCAGUCCGCAACCUCUGCUGUGCGAAUGGGCUCCUAUAACGUGCUAAGAGAAUUGUCCAAGAAGCAUGGGUUCCCUAACAACUCCCUCGUAACAUUUGGCUCUGGAGCAGUUGCCGGUGUCAUCACAGUCUAUGCCACCCAACCGUUUGAUACAAUCAAGACGAGAGCACAAUCUGCCCGUGGAGCCGGUACUCUGGAAUCGUUCCGAAAGGUGCUGUCAGAAAGAGGUGUGGGGGGUUUCUGGAGCGGGAGCACGAUGAGACUUGGACGUCUGAUUCUGAGCGGAGGAAUUGUCUUCACUGUAUAUGAAAAGAUCUCGAGUCUUCUGGCUCAUUAG